AUGGUCAGGGAUGUCAAAGAUUAUCAAGGUGCAGAGAUAUUUUGCCUGAAUUCAGGGGUAUUUCGGGGACCAAGACGAGGAUCUAAGGCCCCAGUCGCUGAUGGUUCAUUAUCAAAGGAACCUGCCGUGGAUAUCGACAAAAAGAAGACGCUUUUUAUGGUGCUGCUUCAGGAGUAUCUGAAUAUGGCGCAGGAUCAGGGAGGCAUGGCACUGACGCUCUACUUGCUAGACUCUCAGUCGUCAUAUCUCGAUCUCUCCGAGGUCAUCGAUUUGUUGCCAUCGUUCUGGUCGGUAGAACUACUUCAGCAGUACCUGUUGCGAUCACUACGGAGGUCCUAUCACGAAUUUAAGGAAAUGCAGAUUGUCAAAGGACUCUCGCUGGGAGAAAACCUGAGGAUAUGCGAGGAGCUCUUUCAGCUAUACGAAACCCAAGGACCGGUUGUGAUCACAGCGGAUGACAUUUGCCAUGUAUGUGGAAUUGCUGUGGCCGACUCCGUCUUCAUGCGUACUGUCGAUAUGAAGACUAUCCAUCUGCACUGUGGAUCUUCCUCUGACUCUCAGCCCUUGGGAACCACGGAUGGACCUGAAUAA
Messenger RNA from Gamsiella multidivaricata, 591 nucleotides. RefSeq names its product vacuolar sorting protein 39 domain 2-domain-containing protein. Gene Ontology annotation, biological process: vesicle-mediated transport; endosomal vesicle fusion; autophagy. The record is from RefSeq and is a predicted model, not a curated record. Bases 1 to 591 code for a protein of 196 amino acids. Gene Ontology annotation, cellular component: cytoplasm; fungal-type vacuole membrane. The transcript is spliced from 2 exons. Lineage: Eukaryota; Fungi; Mortierellomycota; Mortierellomycetes; Mortierellales; Mortierellaceae.